GGGGAAAUCUUCAAUUGCAACCCAUUUUAUAGCUCUCGGCAUUUAACUCAGCCGACUCCUUGUACUUCAUCCGAUGAAGCUUCUUCUAACUGGAAGGCAUUCAUGGGCUGGUUAUGGCAUUUCAAGGGUUUUUGCUAUCUGGGGUCGUUACUUCUCCACUGCCACUUCAUCUUCUGGUCCCGUUGACUCUCUCCUGCUUCGGAUUUCAAGGUCUGGACACCCAACUUCUUCAAUGGCAACUAUUCUCGAUCAAUGGCUUGAGCAAGGAAGACACGUUAAGUACUCUGAGCUCCAACGCUUCAUCAGACAGCUUCGCAAGUACCGCCGCUUCACCCACGCCCUUCAGAUAUCAGAAUGGAUGAGUGCGCAAAGGAAUCAUGAUCUGUCACCUGGAGAUAUAGCUAUUCGGCUGGAUUUGGUAUCGAAAGUUCAUGGCUUAGAGCAAGCAGAGAAGUAUUUCGAUAGCAUUCCUCAAGGUUUAAGAGUUUCCCAGGUUUAUGGUGCUUUAUUGAAUUGCUAUGCUCACAAUAGAUCCUUGGAGAAAGCUGAAGAAAUCAUGGAUAAGAUAAGGGAGUUAGGAUUUGCAAAGACAUCACUUUCGUAUAAUGUAAUGCUAAGCCUCUAUGCUCAGCUGGGGAAACAGGAGAAAUUAGACAUUUUAAUGCAAGAGAUGGAAGAAAAGGGUAUCAAUUUUGACAAGUAUACAUUCAACAUUCGGUUAAAUGCUUAUGGUGCCACUUCUAACAUAGAGGGGAUGGAGAAACUUCUAAAGAAGAUGGAAGCUGAUGUUAAUUUCAAAAUGGAUUGGAAUGCAUAUAUUGUUGCAGCCAAUGGGUACUUGAAAGCUGGCUUAGUUGAAAGGAGUUUGGCAAUGCUGAAGAGGUCAGAGCCUCUAAUUAUCGGUAAGCCUAGAACGAAAAGGCUUGCUUAUGAAGUUCUCAUUACUGUAUAUGCUUCUACUGGUAAUAAAAAUGAAGUGUAUCGUGUAUGGGAUUUGUAUAAGGAUAUGGGAAAAGUAUACAACUCAGGCUAUGUGUGCAUGAUAAGCUCUCUGAUGAAAUUGGAUGACAUUGAUGGUGCCGAGAAGAUCUUGGAGGAGUGGGAAUCUGGAAACCCAUUUUUUGACAUUCGGGUACCAAAUAGUGUUAUCAGUGGUUACUGCAGAAAGGGUCUUUUGGAAAAGGCUGAAGCAUAUGUAAACAGGUUUAUAGAGAGUGGAAAGGUGCCUGAAUCAAGCACAUGGGAACAUCUCGCAAGAGGUUACCGUGUUAAUGGUCAGAUGGCAAAGUCAGUGGAGACUAUGAGGAAAGCAAUCUUGGUUAGUCAACCAGGAUGGAAGCCCUGCAAUUUUACCUUGGCAGCAUGUCAUGAUUAUAUAACACAUCAGGGAGAUGCGGAAGCAGCGGAGGAGUUUUUGAAAUUACUCAAAGAAAGGGGUCAUUCUCUAGGAGAUAUGCAUGCUAAAUUAGUUAGAACUACUAACAACGAAAGUCUUGGUGCUCAAGCCCUUGAUGAGAUGGAAACAGAGGAACUGAUUGUUGAUAGGAAACCGUAUGAAAUUGUUGAGUCAAAGAAUGAAAGAAGUAACUGAAUUAUUUGUGUACUGACUUAGAAGAUAGUGCACUAUGUGUCAAGAGAAUCAAUGUUCUGGAUUUGAAUGGGACUCCCCCUAUAAAUUUGUCCCCCAUAUUUAUUUCUCACAAUGCAAGGAAGACAUUGCCAUAUGAAUAUGAUUAUAUUGAUUUUCCA
Messenger RNA from Mangifera indica (mango), 1749 nucleotides. Its product is annotated as pentatricopeptide repeat-containing protein At2g20710, mitochondrial-like. NCBI's taxonomy places the organism in Eukaryota, Viridiplantae, Streptophyta, Magnoliopsida, Sapindales, Anacardiaceae. Gene Ontology annotation, molecular function: protein binding. Bases 74 to 1591 code for a protein of 505 amino acids. The record is from RefSeq and is a predicted model, not a curated record. The transcript is spliced from 2 exons. Gene Ontology annotation, cellular component: mitochondrion.